UGUGACCGCGAGACGCUGCGAGAUUUGCAGCGGUCAGAGUGAGCCCACACAACAGAGCGAGCAGCCACAGAGGAGAGCUGCUGGAUUUCAGAGACAAAGAGAGGAAUGGAGGACCAGGCCUCCGACCAGAACCCGGAGCAGCGGAGCAACAAGGUCCCCAGAAGACAAGCAGCAGGCUCGGACUCUGAUACCACCGAUGUUCAGAAAAGGAGAGGAAGAGAGGGACUCAAAUGUCACCACUGUCAGCACUGUGACAAAUCCUUCACAACAUCAACAUAUUUGAAGAUUCAUCAGAGAGUUCACACUGGAGAGAAUCUGCACAGCUGUGAUCAAUGUGGGGCAGCUUUCACACAACAGAGUUACCUUAAAUCUCACCAACGCAUUCACACUGGAGAGAAUCUACAUAGCUGUGAUCAAUGUGGGGCAGCUUUCACACAACAGUGUCACCUUAAAUCUCACAAACGCAUUCACACUGGAGAGAAGCCGCACAGCUGUGAUCAAUGUGGGGCAGCUUUUACACUAAAGUGUCACCUUAAAUGUCACCAACGCAUUCACACUGGAGAGAAGCCGUACAGCUGUGAUCAAUGUGGAAAAGCUUUCACACAACAGUGUCAUCUUGAAGCUCACAAACGCAUUCACACUGGAGAGAAGCCGUACAGCUGUGAUCAAUGUGGAAAAGCUUUCACACAACAGUGUCAUCUUGAAGCUCACCAACGCAUUCACACUGGAGAGAAGCCGUACAGCUGUGAUCAUUGUGGAAAAGCUUUUUCUAAGAGGGGUGACCUUAAAUGUCACCAACGCAUUCACACUGGAGAGAAGCCGUACAGCUGUGAUCAAUGUGGAAAAGCUUUUUCUAAGAGGGGUGACCUUAAAUGUCACCAACGCAUUCACACUGGAGAGAAGCCGUACAGCUGUGAACAAUGUGGGAAAACCUUUUCUAAGAGUGGUACCCUUCAAUGUCACCAACGCAUUCACACUGGAGAGAAGCCGUACAGCUGUGAUCAAUGUGGGAAAGCUUUUUUUCAGAGUGGUAACCUAAAAGUCCACCAGCGAGUUCACACUGGAGAGAAGCCGUACUGGUGUGAACAAUGUGGGAAAACUUUUUCUCAGAGUUGUAGCCUUAAAUCUCACCAGCGCAUUCACACUGCCUCAUUGUGAACAUGUUUCAGAGCCAAGUUGUUUCCCUCUGCCUCCUCCUCAUACCCUGAUAGCUGUGUUGUUAUAUUCUGAUCUUCUCUCCACAUUGAAGGCUGACCAGCAGUAACUUUAUCUUCUGAACAGCAUGUUUGUUAUCGUGGCUACGACUACAUAUUACGCUUUCUCCCUUUGAAGAGAUAGUCCUGUUAGAAGUCUGUCAGAAGCUGUUUCUCCUGAUUCAGUUUGUUUUAAUGAAGACUAAGUGAGAAUGAUUAAUUACAAAUGUGUUCCCAUUAUUGUUUUUGUUUGCCUCAUACAUAGUCUCUCCAAUAGGGAGUAUUAUUGGUCCCUGCUACUAAAAGUACUCAAACUCGUGGCUUGUUGCCUAUUUUCCAUAUAUCAUGCAACCAGUCUUGUAUAAAGUAAUAUCUAGAAUAUUACUGGAGUAAAAGUCUUAAAGUAUAUGAAAUUUACUUUACCGUAUUUUCCACACUAUAAGGCGCACCGGAUUAUAAGGCGCACCUUCAAUGAAUGGCCUAUUUUAGAACCGUUUUCAUAUAUAGGGUGCAUCGGACUAUAAGGCGCAUAGAAUAGAAGAUACUGCAGUCAAACGUUUGACUGGGGAUGCGUUAUGCAUCCACUAGAUGGAGCUGUGCUAAAGGGAAUGUCAACAAAAAUGUCAGAUAAAGUCAAACUUUAUUAAGCAUUCUGACAACUCCAUUCACUCCCUCCUUAUAGCAUUUAAAUCUAAGCGGUCCAAGAAAAUGGCGAUCGUCUCAACGUGGUCCCUGACAUGUUGUCAUCGGCUUGUCCGCUUCCAUUGGCCAUAUCAGAGGCAAACCUGAACGGAUUGGCUAAUAUGAGCUACCAAUCGAAAGCUUAGAA
Molecule: messenger RNA, 2022 nt
Organism: Perca fluviatilis (European perch)
Lineage: Eukaryota; Metazoa; Chordata; Actinopteri; Perciformes; Percidae
Product: zinc finger protein 239-like
Exons: 2
Coding region: 106-1158 (350 amino acids)
Biological process (GO): regulation of transcription by RNA polymerase II
Molecular function (GO): RNA polymerase II cis-regulatory region sequence-specific DNA binding; DNA-binding transcription factor activity, RNA polymerase II-specific
Source: RefSeq, a predicted model, not a curated record